GGUUUGUGCGGUGCAAAGUGGGCAAGAACUAAUAUCGUUCUGCUUAUUGGGCUGUUGACCGGGCGCGCGACGACACGCUCAUUUUCUGCGUCCGCGUUUCUCACUUCCGCUCGUAAGGUUCAGGUCCGAGGAAGCUUUUCUAAGCGACAGCCCAGGGCUCACACACUUCGUGCAGACAGCCCUGAGACAUUGCAGGAUGGAUAGCGCAAACUAGCACGGGGUUGUUUCAAGAUGAGCUUCCUGUUGCCCAAACUGACCAGCAAGAAAGAAGUGGACCAGGCAAUCAAGGGCACUGCGGAGAGGGUGUUGGUUCUCAGGUUUGGGAGAGAUGAAGACCCCGUCUGCCUGCAGCUGGAUGAUAUUCUUUCGAAGACAUCGGCUGACUUAAGUAAAAUGGCUGCCAUUUACCUGGUGGAUGUGGACCACACUUCAGUUUACACACAGUAUUUUGACAUCAGUUACAUUCCCUCUACUGUAUUUUUCUUCAAUGGGCAGCACAUGAAAGUAGAUUAUGGGUCUCCGGAUCACACUAAAUUCGUAGGAAGCUUCAAAACCAAACAAGACUUCAUAGAUUUGAUUGAAGUCAUCUACCGGGGAGCAAUGAGGGGAAAACUUAUCGUCCAGAGUCCUAUUGACCCCAAGAACAUCCCCAAAUAUGACCUCCUCUAUCAGGACAUUUAGCGCACUCGCUGCAGUUGCAGAUGAGAGAGGCACGGGUUGGAACAGGGCCGAACCCUGAGGGCCUGUGGGCUGCAGUCCCUCAGAGACACAUUCUCUGCCUCAGCAAAGAGAUCUGAUAUGUCUGAAGCCAACGGCCUCAGGGCAGAAGCCCCCGCGCUGCAAGAAUCCAGAUGCCUGAGUGUCCACUCCCUGAGAGCCUCAGAGCAGUGCUGCAACAGUGUUUGGGUGGGCUUUGUAACCCCCCUUUAUCUGGACUUCUCUUUAGCCCUGAGGCUCACGCAUCCUCCCUGACACCGAGAACAGUUUGAUCAGCCACGGUUACGCUCAUGCACCCUCUGCCCCGUGCCUCCAUUCACUUGCCCCUUGUGCUCCCUCCGAUCCCAGCUUCUCUUGAAAGAAUCAACACUAUGUUAGUUGUAGGUGAGUUCAUCGUUUCUGGCACAGACUGAAAGCGCUACCGUGGUCCACUCCUUUAUGGCUGGCAGGUUAUUAAACUGCCAAGAGAAAAGUGUGGCCCUUGACCGUCCUCUACAGUUAAAGCUAACCAAGAUAACUGGUCUUGGGAAGUAAGAAACGGCAGACGUCCCCAGGAAGCCGUGCCGCCACCCCUUGUAUGAAGGACUCAAGACCAAAAAGAUCUCAGAAUUGUUAACAGGGAAACGUCUUGUACUGUUUGCUAAUUCCAGAGGCAUUUGAAGAAUAUCUGAUGUGCCAAGGUCCCGUCAAGAAACUCUGUUUCUCUUACACCUCGUAGUGGUGUUGUCCCUGACACUCUGGAAUGAGGAGUAGAUACAGAGCUGGGGGGUUAUGGCCAGGCAGCUUGUGACCUGCUGUGCAGCAAGGGACUUGUUGCCAGCAGAGGCCCAAGAGUGUUACAGGCAGCGCUAUCAGCACGGCGCUGUCAUCAGCUGCUUUGUAAGCUUGUCCUUCAGGGAAAAGUGAAGUGGGACCUGGUUCUGACGGAUGGGGCACAGAAAGAAGGUUGUUUGGGCUUUCUCUGUCCUCUGCUUAAAGCUGAGAGCUGCUUCAGAGAUGGGGGAAGAGCCCUUCAGGGAUGGGGAAAUAUCCUCCUUAUGAUGCAUAGGGCUAUGGUAGCCACCCUAGACCUGUGGGAUGAAAAAUUAACGUGAAGAGAUGAAAGAGUCGGGUUCCUAAUGUUACUGAAGUCCUAGGCUAACAUUAAACUUUUUUCCACAUCCCUCUGAAAAAAUAAAAUGUCUUUGUCUAA
Messenger RNA from Meriones unguiculatus (Mongolian gerbil), 1909 nucleotides. It is a transcript of the gene Txnl4b, whose product is annotated as thioredoxin like 4B. The record is from RefSeq and is a predicted model, not a curated record. Gene Ontology annotation, biological process: mRNA splicing, via spliceosome. The transcript is spliced from 4 exons. The coding region runs from base 232 to 681 and encodes 149 amino acids. Gene Ontology annotation, cellular component: U5 snRNP; spliceosomal complex; U4/U6 x U5 tri-snRNP complex. Lineage: Eukaryota; Metazoa; Chordata; Mammalia; Rodentia; Muridae.